Beta vulgaris subsp. vulgaris (sugar beet) is the source of this 516-nucleotide messenger RNA. RefSeq lists its product as uncharacterized. The transcript has a single exon. The record is from RefSeq and is a predicted model, not a curated record. NCBI's taxonomy places the organism in Eukaryota, Viridiplantae, Streptophyta, Magnoliopsida, Caryophyllales, Amaranthaceae. The coding region runs from base 1 to 516 and encodes 171 amino acids.
AUGCAGGAACAUUCCUUACAUGCUAACCUAAAAAAGAGUUCAUUCGGGUCUACCAAAGUGCACUAUUUAAGUCAUGUUAUAACUCAAAAUGGGGUGCACACUGAACCUGAGAAGAUUCAGGCAAUUGUUACUUGGCCUCAACCUAAAAACAUUAAACAACUUAGAGGUUUUUUGGGCUUAACAGGCUAUCACAGGAGAUUCAUAAGAGACUAUGGCAAGAUUUGCAAGCCUCUUACUGCCCUGUUGAAGAAGCAAGCUUUCCAUUGGACUCCUACAGCAACUGAAGCAUUUGAAGCUCUUAAAAGAGUCAUGACUACACCCCCUGUAUUGGCUUUGCGUAACUUUAAUGACCAAUUUGUUAUUGAGAUUGAUGCCUCAGGUGUAGGCAUUGGAGCAGUCUUAAUGCAACAUGGACAUCCUAUUGCAUAUUUAAGCAAUGCUUUGGCUGACAGAAAUCUACGCUUAUGUGCUUAUGAGAGAGAGUUGAUUGCAGUUGUCUUUGCAGUCCAAAAAUGA